Biomphalaria glabrata is the source of this 755-nucleotide messenger RNA. RefSeq lists its product as uncharacterized. The transcript has 5 exons. Lineage: Eukaryota; Metazoa; Mollusca; Gastropoda; Planorbidae. Bases 17 to 742 code for a protein of 241 amino acids. The record is from RefSeq and is a predicted model, not a curated record.
CCAACAAAGACUUGAAAUGAGUUUCACCAAAGAUGUUUUCAUGUUUUUAGUGGCAGCUGUUUUCUUGUUUCAAGAUAUUGUCGGCCUGAUGUCUACCUCAUAUUUACAUAGAUACCCACGUGACCACGCAGACCUGUGGUCAACAGGACCGGAAGUGUUCAGCGAAGACAAAGUGCAAUGCGCCAUGUUCUGUCAGACGAACCAAACUGAGUGUCAGAGUUUCUCUUACGACCAGCUGACCGGGAAAUGUCAAAUAGGUCGUUGUGUAAUUCCGUGGCCUAACAGCACAAGUUCUUCCAUACAGUUCUAUCAGGUGCAGCAGCCGUUAUGCGAGAGUACCCCAGGCUUCAAGAUGUUCACUUUUGGCAACAUCAGCGCCUGCCUCUGGCUGUCUUCCUCAUUUAAAAACUUCACAGAUGCAAAAGCUCAUUGUCAAGGUAUGAAAUCAACUCUUGCGUCAGUGAAAAGUGUGGAAAAGCUUCAACUUCUAAUUAGUAGCCGAAAUCAAGAUGCAUACAUCGGACUUGAUGACCUGGUCAAGACAGGGACAUUUGUAUGGCACGAUGAUGGCACUGUGUUACGAAGUGAACUGAUGCCUCAAAUAUUUGCUUAUGAUGAGCCCAGCUUUGGCGUCACUCCAGAGAACUGCGUCAUGUACACCAAAAGCCAGCUCGCCCUGAACAAUGUCGUCUGCUCUCGAGCACAUUAUUACGUCUGUGAAAAACAAUGUUUCCAGUUUUAAUUCAUUGUGUUGC